AUGGCGAACAACCCUCCAGUGAGCGGCAUCGGCGGCGGCGAGGAGGACACCAGAGAUGUGUAUUAUCUUUGUGACGAGCUUUUUAACUUUGACACCAUCAGCGCUGCCUUCUUCAUUUUGAUCUUCAUCAUCAGCAUCGCUGGCAACUGUCUCCUCUUGUGUGUUCUCGUCAUCUACGAGGACCUAAAGAACGUCACAAAUGUUUUCAUCCUGAACCUGGCCUGCUCUGACCUGAUCUUCACUGCCACACUUCCAUUCUACGCCGUCUAUAGGCUGCACCACUGGGUCUUCGGUGACUUUGCCUGCAAGUUUAUAACUGCAGUGUACAUCGUUGGUUUGUACAGCAGCAUCAUUCUACUGACUGCUAUGACUGUGGAUCGUUUCACUACGGUGGUGCUGCACAACAGGCCAAGCAACCCUGUCAGGAGGCAGAGGUGUGCAGUGGCUGCCUGUGUGGCGGCCUGGGGCAUCAGCAUUGCUGCGUCAGUGAGUGAUGCUAUCAACGUAAAAGUGGAAACAACGUCGGACGGUAACUACUGUGUGGGACCCUCUGAUGUUGUCGAUGAUAAGCUGGGAUAUUAUCUCCAAGUGUCACUGCUCUUCUUCCUCCCAUUUGCCAUCAUUGUUUUCUGCUACUCCGCCAUUCUCAAGACCGUUUUGCAGACAAAAACACAAAGGAAAAGGCACAGGACUGUAGUGGUGGUGUUGGGUGUUGUUGUUGCCUUCUUCAUCUGCUGGGGACCUUUCAAUAUUUUGCUUUUCAUCGAGUCUUUCUAUGAACCCGAAGAAUGUGCAGACGAACGCUUGGAGAUUGCCUAUGCUGUUUGUCGUAUACUUGCUUUUUCUCACUGCUGCAUGAACCCUCUGUUGUAUACGCUGUCACAAAAACUGCGAAGCCAUCUUUUUAAACUUUUACGCUGCGAGAAGAUCAGGCAGAAGAACAAGGAGAGAGUCAUUGGCCAGAGCACUUCUGUUUAUCCGAACGUAGCUUUUAUAGCACAAAACUCUGUUGUAGUGAUGGAACCCAAGUAGACAUUUACUCUGAAGUGAAACACCUUGUAAUUAGGGCCUCGGGGCAAUCGCACCGAGCACUGGUCCCAUACAGCAAUAGCUGUAGGGACCAGUGCUGCACUACUGUUAUACUGUGGAUUUCUUCUUAUUCCUCUUGCGGACGCAAUUUCGUCCCGCUACUAGUCCUACAACUUAAAGAGUUGCAGGACAAAUUAUAUAUCAAAACGUGCGGUUUGAUCGGGAUCGGUGUGCUAUUACUUUUCUCUACGGAAUACGAAUUUUUCGCGACGUAAGUCGCGAAAAACUGCCCAAAAUUUUGCAUUGAAAUGAAUGGGACGGCCGACAGAAAAUGAGCAAAAAAGAACAUUAAUUGAAGAUUUUCAGACGUCUACUUCUCUGGCAUAAUUUCACCUAGAGACUCCAUUUAAACUUUAAACAGUAGACACAAGUCUUGUGUAUUGGUGUAUUAAUUUGCAUUUCGAUAGGUCAUAUAGUUUUUUAUCAAUCCCUGUUCAAUGACCAUGAUCAUUUUUGGAGAAAUUCUGAGAUUAUAAUGGGUGUGUAUUGCACGGAAUGUUCGUGUCAGAGUGUGUGAUGUCAUCGCUCAGAGUGUAGAGGGAGAGGUAAAACUGUCAAAAAAUAAAUUUUAAAACUGCGCUCCAGGCCGCAAAUUCCACUCUACAGAAAUAAUUUAUACAUAGAAACGUAGGAAAAUUUGUCUUCUCACUCACAAUCCUCUGGUAAAGCUGUCAGAGUUAUAGUUUGGGCGUAAGACGCAGAGCUGAUCCACCAACACCACCAACAGCCUCAUUGGCUCCCAUAUUAAAAACGCAGGAAGAUUUCGGAAAAAGUGAGAUUUUAAAGUUUUUUUAGAUCGCUCUAACAAAGCUAUUUUUUAAUUUUUCUUCACAAAAAACAUAUGUAGACGUUCAGGAAGAACUCAGGACGCUCAAAGUGAAGUCGGAUCAAUGAUAGGUAUUAUGGUUUUGCCAAAAAUGCUUUCUGUUCGAGGCCAGAAAUUCCAGUCCAACUCUGGACCUCUGUCCACCGGCUGCUGUCACAGGUGUCAGUUAUUUCUGUUGAUUGCUUUGAUCUGAUUGCCUUUGAUCUUUGAUGUGAUUACAGUUACAGAUA
Centropristis striata (black sea bass) is the source of this 2145-nucleotide messenger RNA. RefSeq names its product chemokine XC receptor 1-like. The record is from RefSeq and is a predicted model, not a curated record. NCBI's taxonomy places the organism in Eukaryota, Metazoa, Chordata, Actinopteri, Perciformes, Serranidae. Gene Ontology annotation, biological process: G protein-coupled receptor signaling pathway; immune response; chemotaxis. Gene Ontology annotation, molecular function: chemokine receptor activity. The transcript has a single exon. Bases 1 to 1032 code for a protein of 343 amino acids. Gene Ontology annotation, cellular component: membrane.